CGGCUGAAGCGUCCACGGAACCUACCCGACAGAGGAAAGCACCGAAGCGGAAGCGACGAGCCGACGAUAUCGUCGUGCGGCACGGCAGACAACCCCACCUGCGAAAACGAGGAACGCGGCCGCGUCAACCACGCCGCCCGUCACGAACGCGACGCCGAGGCCGGGUCAGGUAAAAGCGACGGGCUCGCCGGGUGGACUAGCUCGCCGGUCGUCCUUCAUGUUAUCUCCAGCACCAGCAGCACGCGCGAUCUCGUCCGGUGGACUGGCGUUCACGUAAUCACGGUCCACAAGUCUCGCCGAUACGCGAUACGGCGAUACCGGCCGUCGCCGUCUCAUGGGCUCCGGCUCCGACUCUCACGUUUCCUUCUCCCUUCCUGCCGCUACGGCGGUGGCGGCAACGACUCGCGCGGGCCGGUCCUAGGUUCUCCCGGAGCGGGUGGGCGGGCGGGCGGUUCGGCGGGAUGGGCACGCCGGAGUUCCCCAACCUGGGAAAGCACUGCAGCGUCGGCGACUGCAACCAGAUCGACUUCCUCCCCUUCACCUGCGACCGCUGCGACCAUGUCUUUUGCCUUGAUCACCGAAGUUAUACAUCACACCAAUGCCCAAAUGCAAACAUGAAAGACGUCACUGUCCUCAUCUGCCCACUCUGUGCUAAAGGUGUUCGCCUCAAUCCAAGUGAAGACCCAAAUAUCACCUGGGAUACUCAUGUUAACACUGAUUGUGAUCCAUCAAAUUACCAAAAAGUGAUGAAGAAAAAGAAAUGCCCUGUUCCUGGGUGCAGAGAGACACUGACAUUUUCCAACACCAUCAGAUGCAAAGAUUGCACCAGAGAACACUGCCUAAAGCACAGAUUUGGGCCUGAUCAUAAGUGCCCAGGACCAAGAAAAGUGGAUUCUGGCUUUCCCUUUGUAAGCAUGCUAAGGAGAAGUCAGAAAGCGGAGACACGCUCAAAUAGCAGUAACAACAAUGGUUCUUCGUGGUGGAGCUCCAGUCUUGUGAAUGCAGCAACGAAUUUCAAAUCAUCAGCCGAAGCUGGAAUGCAGAAGCUGAGCACCGUGACUAGCCAAGCCUUCCAGAAGGCUAAGGAUGGGAUCGCCCCAAAUAGCAGCAGCAGCAGUGGUGACCUUGUGGAGCAAUGUGUUCACUGCCCAGCAAGAUUUUCCACCGUGGGGGCCUUAAUUGAACAUGUUGAGAAAUCCCACCAGAUCAACUCACAACCAAGUCAUGGCCGAGUGACGAUUGAUGUUUGCCCAAAAUGCAGCAAGGCGUUCCGGGAUCCUGUGUUGCUUGUGGAGCAUGUUGAGAAGGAGCAUGGAGGAACGUCAAGAGUGUAGUGUAAAGCUUCGUGUGUACUCUUAACCUUUGUAAUGUGUAACUUUUCGUUACCUUUUCUCAUUUCAUCAAUUUGAUUAUACUCUACACUUUUGGGCUCAACAUUUGCCCACAGGACAAGUAUAUUACGCUGGAUUGAAGGCAAAGCAGCCAUUGUCCAUCAUUAUAGAAACUGAAGUAAGAUUUGUUAAGAAAAUGUUAAUAUCUGUCGCAACUGGUGAAAAAAAAGGCAGCAGCUGUUCUUGGCCUU
Messenger RNA from Zea mays, 1582 nucleotides. RefSeq lists its product as uncharacterized. Gene Ontology annotation, cellular component: cytoplasm. Lineage: Eukaryota; Viridiplantae; Streptophyta; Magnoliopsida; Poales; Poaceae. The record is from RefSeq and is a predicted model, not a curated record. The coding region runs from base 462 to 1334 and encodes 290 amino acids. Gene Ontology annotation, molecular function: zinc ion binding. The transcript has 3 exons.